Molecule: messenger RNA, 869 nt
Organism: Zeugodacus cucurbitae (melon fly)
Lineage: Eukaryota; Metazoa; Arthropoda; Insecta; Diptera; Tephritidae
Exons: 2
Coding region: 184-672 (162 amino acids)
Source: RefSeq, a predicted model, not a curated record
AAAGUUAACAACUAGUUUCGUUUCAGUCGACGGUAGCAAUCGUGUAGUUGAUGAUUUAAGUGCGCCAAAGAGCCGUUGAGCAAACAACAGAUUUUAAAUUAUUUAAAAAAUCAAAAAAAAAAAAUUGAAAAACAAAACAAAUAACAAUUUGCAGUGUUGUGUUUACUUUUAAUAUUAUAAAAAAUGUACAAAUUUGUUUUUGUGGCCAUCGUGGCUUUGGCAGCCGUGCAGAUCCAGCAGAAUGAUGCGUUCAUCAUUCUUUCGAAAAAUGUUGCUGCCGCCCCAGCCCCAGCCAGUUCUGCCGCUCCUGCAGCACCCGCCUUGGACCCCAACGCGCUUAUUCAGGGUUUAACUAAUGCUGUGACAGCCAAGAUCCAGACAGUUACGCAAGUGGUUGGCGGUUUGGUGCAGGCCAAGACUAAUCUGAAGCAGAAUUUGCUAAGGAACGUAUUGAAUAAGGUUAGCAGCGCCAGCGCCGCUCUGCCCAAGCCCGCUUUCAUCACGAAAACCAUUCGCAUACCCGUGCUGGUCAAAGGUGGCGCCGCCCCAGCCGCUCCAGCUGCUCCCGCCACGCCUGUUGCCACCACCGCUGCAGCUGUACCAGAGCCUGAGGCAACUACGACGGCAGCCCAAUCGGCUGGUUACUCCUACGGUCACAGACACCGUCACUAAACGCAUGCAUACAAUUAUGUAUUUAAGUACUUAAGUUGGUACCUAAGUUGAGCUGAGAAUUUAUGUGCUAUACAAAGAAUUAAUCUGUAGGAAGUUAAAAUUAAAAAUUUCACAAAUUUACGAAAUAUUUUACGACUAUAUUUGUAUAAAUAUGAAUUUAACGAUUAUUGGAAAUAAAAUUUAUAUUUUUUAGUUAA